Acanthochromis polyacanthus (spiny chromis) is the source of this 2021-nucleotide messenger RNA. Its product is annotated as protein FAM102B-like. NCBI's taxonomy places the organism in Eukaryota, Metazoa, Chordata, Actinopteri, Pomacentridae. The record is from RefSeq and is a predicted model, not a curated record. The transcript has 12 exons. The coding region runs from base 225 to 1334 and encodes 369 amino acids.
UUUUUUUCCCCCCAGUUGUCCAAUGAAACCACGGAAUGUCCGCCACGUCACGGCUGGUAUUUUUCAGUGGGUGUGAAGGAAGAGGUUUGAACUUUGAAUCGUGUCCACAGCAGCAGCAGCAGCAGCAGCAGUUUGAACAGCUGAGAGAGCAGCAGUGACAGCAGAGAAAGUGUCCAGCUGUCUGUCAGCCAGGACCCGCUGCCCUCACACAACUUUCUAGGACCAUGUCGUUCAUUCUUAUGAAGAAGAAGAGAUUCAAAUUCAGAGUAGAUUUCGACUUGGAGGAGUUGUCAUCGAUUCCCUUCGUGAACGAAGUACUGUUCUGUAAAGUGAGGCUCCUGGAUGGAGGAUUUGGCGAGGAAUCGAGUCGGGAACCCGUCCAAGCCAACUGUGUUCACUGGAAGAAGAGAUUCUCCUUCAUGUGUAAGAUGAGUGCCAGUGCUGGGACAGGUGUGCUGGACCCCUGUAUGUGCCGGGUGUCUGUGCGCAAGGAAUUAAAGGGUGGAAAGACUUUUGCAAAGCUGGGCUUUGCUGAUUUGAACCUGUCAGAGUUUGCUGGGUCUGGCAGCACUAUUCGACGAUGUCUCCUCGAAGGAUAUGACACAAAGAACACCAGACAGGACAACUCAAUACUCAAGGUUGUCAUCACCACACAACUUAUGUCUGGGGACCCCUGCUUUAAAACUCCCCCAUCUACAGCCAUGACUCUGGGAAUUCCACAGUCUGAAGCAGAGUGUCUCCUUGAGGACAGGAAAGGAGGGGACAUCCACAUAGCCCAUUCGUUCACAUACCAUCCAGGAAAGUCAGUGUCAGUCCCAGAUGAGCUUAUAAUGUAUGGUCACUCUAGAACAUCCAGCUAUGCAAGUCAGCUGUCAAAAAUUUCAGGUUACAGCUCGAAUCACUCCAGUUUAACAGAUCUGAGCCAUCGACGGAGCGGGUCAGGAGGUUCUGCCUCUACAGGCAUCGGCAGCAUCCUUGAACCCAGUGAUCACACGGAGAGAGGAGAGAAGGAGUUUAGGAGCACUCCUCCAGUCUCUGCAAUCUGCCAUCAUGCAUCUGAAAACCCCUCCACUCCUACCAAAGUUCUAAGACACCCAGUAAAGCAGAACUCUAUGGAGAAUCAGCUGAAGAGAGUUGAUGCCACCAGGGUGGAUGCUGAUGACAUAAUAGAGAAAAUUCUACAGAGCCAGGAUUUCAGCCAUGGCUUCUUGGACUCCAGUGCAGAGGAGGAGGGGCUCAGCUUGUUUGUGGGUCCUGGUGGGAGUACAGCCUUGGGAAGUCAGCACACAAGGGUCGCAACUGGAGCUUUCGAGCAGGUGGUGAUCAACCGCUAGGCUUUGGGAAGCAUGUGUCUCUCACAAAGGGUGCCGUAUUACACUGAUCUUCUGUUGGCCGGGACAGCCCUCUAGUGUUCAAGAAGUGGAGCUGAAGGCCAAGUUACUGAAACAUUGUGUCUCCUAAGAUGACAUAUCUCUUGGUCUUCUUCAGCUGUGUGAAAAAUGGUAGGACAUGGGAUGCCUACUGUAAGUCUGCUCAGCCCUUUUGGUGCCAUUUGAGCUGCCAGGCUUGCCCCAUGUUUUUCAAAAGUAGGUAUAAGUAUCCCACUUCUCUGUUCACCCACUGUGGUAUGAAUGUGAUUUUGUUUCAUUGUUAGAGACAAAAAGUCAAAUGUCUGUACUGUAAAGGCCUUAUGUACCACACAUUUUUGUAUUAGUAUUUUGCUUAUUGACGUUCUAAUGGAGGGUUUUGGAGGAUGAAGGACGCAGGAUUUUAUGCAAGGAGAGAGUCUCAGGCAAUCACUGGUUAAUUUCUCUAUCAGUGAUAAUUUAUAAUAGCAUAAGUGGCUGGAGAGAGAACAGUGUCUGUCCCUCCUGUCCAUAUAUUUAAAAUGAUAGAAAACGGAUGGUGGAGACUUUAUUUACAUUUUUUUUAGUACAUACACUACGUUCCAUGUGUUGAUAUUUAUUUGUAUUCAUGGCCAAAUUUUUAAAUAAAGAAAAGAACAUCCACUCGGACCACUA